GUGCUAUACAGUUGGUCUUUGUUGUUCCUCUACUUUAUAUAUAGUAGUGUAUUUAUGUUAAUCCCAACCUCCUAAUUUAUCCCUCCCCUCAGAGUACUAUUAAUUUUUAUCUGUGCUUAUUAUGUGAUACUUCUUUCAAUAUUACUAUCCUGCUUUCUUUUAGGUGAAAGUGAAUGUUUCUGGGCAGAGCAGGAGGAGGCAGACGGCAAACCAGCUUGGGGAGGCACUUGCGGGGCUGCAGCAUUGCGGAGAGGCCAUGACAGAAUCACCCCUGAAAGUGUGCAUCGUGGGCUCGGGGAACUGGGGUUCAGCUAUUGCAAAAAUAAUUGGUAAUAAUGUUAUGAAACUUCAGAAGUUUGCCUCCACGGUCAAGAUGUGGGUCUUUGAAGAAAUGGUUAAUGGGAGAAAACUGAUAGACAUCAUAAAUAACGACCAUGAAAAUGUAAAAUAUCUCCCUGGACACAAGCUGCCAGACAAUGUGAUCGCAGUCGCCAACCUCAGUGAGGUUGUGUGGGAUGCAGACCUGCUGGUGUUUGUGAUCCCCCACCAGUUCAUCAACAGCAUCUGCGAGGAGAUCUCUGGGAAAGUGCCCAAGGGCGCCCUGGGCAUCAGCCUCAUCAAGGGCAUAGAUGAGGGUCCGCAGGGGCUGAAGCUCAUUUCCGACAUCAUCCGAGAGAAGAUGGACAUUGACGUCAGUGUGCUGAUGGGCGCCAACACUGCCAAUGAGGUGGCUGCCGAGAAGUUCUGUGAGACCACCAUCGGUAGCAAGGUAAUGGAGCACGGCCUCCUCUUCAAAGAACUUCUGCAGACUCCAAAUUUUCGAAUUAAGGUGGUUGCUGAGGCAGACGCUGUUGAACUUUGUGGCGCUCUGAAGAACAUUGUGGCUGUGGGAGCCGGGUUCUGCGACGGCCUCCACUGCGGCGACAAUACCAAAGCUGCCGUCAUCCGCCUGGGGCUCAUGGAGAUGAUCGCCUUCGCCAGGAUCUUCUGCAAGGGCCACGUGUCCAAAGCCACCUUUCUGGAGAGCUGCGGCGUGGCCGACCUGAUCACUACCUGCUACGCGGGCCGGAACCGCAAGGUAGCUGAGGCCUUUGCGGCGACCGGAAAGACCGUUGAAGAACUGGAGAAGGAGAUGCUGAACGGGCAGAAGCUGCAAGGACCACAGACUUCCGCCGAGGUGUAUGGCAUCCUCAAACCGAAGGGACUGCUGGACAAGUUUCCAUUGUUCACGGCGGUGUACCAGAUCUGCUACGAAGGCAGGCCUGUAGAAGAAAUGUUGUCUUGUCUCCAGAAUCAUCCUGAGAAUACAUAAAGGGAAUCACGCAGUAUGUUAGGGAAAGUCCUGCCUUUCUGAUUGCUUGUCUGGAUUCAAAUGGAAACCGGGAUUUGGCCACAAGAUGCUGGUAUGACUGUAACCCCAUCACAGGUGCUGUGAAUUUUUACAGGUUCAUUUUUUAGCAUAUAUGAGUCUGUGAGUGUGUGCCUUCCUUGUUCUGUGGAUGUUUCUAUGAACCAAAAUUA
This is a messenger RNA of Bubalus bubalis (water buffalo), 1521 nucleotides long. RefSeq names its product glycerol-3-phosphate dehydrogenase 1-like protein. Gene Ontology annotation, molecular function: protein homodimerization activity; glycerol-3-phosphate dehydrogenase [NAD(P)+] activity; NAD binding. Gene Ontology annotation, cellular component: cytosol; glycerol-3-phosphate dehydrogenase (FAD) complex. Lineage: Eukaryota; Metazoa; Chordata; Mammalia; Artiodactyla; Bovidae. Bases 257 to 1312 code for a protein of 351 amino acids. Gene Ontology annotation, biological process: glycerol-3-phosphate catabolic process; carbohydrate metabolic process. The transcript has a single exon. The record is from RefSeq and is a predicted model, not a curated record.